Manihot esculenta (cassava) is the source of this 1128-nucleotide messenger RNA. RefSeq lists its product as uncharacterized. Lineage: Eukaryota; Viridiplantae; Streptophyta; Magnoliopsida; Malpighiales; Euphorbiaceae. Gene Ontology annotation, molecular function: catalytic activity. The coding region runs from base 1 to 1128 and encodes 375 amino acids. The record is from RefSeq and is a predicted model, not a curated record. The transcript has 3 exons.
AUGUUCAACGAAAGAGAUAGAAGUUGUAUUUUGAACAUCCCUCUUAGUCUUUCAUCGUGUUCUGAUACAUGGUGCUGGAAAUUCGAGUCCAAAGGUCACUAUUCGGUUAAGAGUGCAUAUAGGUUCCUGGUUGAUGGCUUUCAACAUAGGGAAGGGAGCGAGAUAUGGAAAAGGUUCUGGAAAGCUAAAGUUCCCCCAAAAGUGCUCAAUUUCUGCUGGCGGGCUCUAGUUAAUGUUGUCCCUUGCCUCUCGUCACUUCAGUCCAAGAGAGUCCCAGUUGAUCCUUCAUGCCCGUUGUGUCAUGUAGCCCCUGAGAAUGUCUUGCAUAUUCUGAUUCAGUGCCCUUUUGCCCGCAGCUGCUGGUUAAGCUCGCCGUUGGGUUGGCCUGCGCCUUCUGCAUCUUCUUUAAAUGAGUGGUUUUCUUUAGCCUUCUCUUCUGCUUCUGUGGAAAAUGCCUCCCUUAUGCUAAUGAUCUUAUGGGCUUUGUGGCAAAACAGGAACAAUGUUGUAUGGAAGGGCCAGGGUCAGACUGCGAGUGGUGUGUUCUUCAUGGCUCUGAAUUUUUUGCAGCAAUGGAAAGCAGCCCGGGUCGUGUCCUCAGUAAGCACCAUUGUCGACCCGGCUCGCCCGAUCUGGUCUCCUCCGCCACAUGGUUGGAUCAAGGCGAACAUUGACGCCUCUUUAAGCUUGCAACGAGGUUCGGUAGGUUUCGGUUGUGUAAUCCGGAAGGAUGAUGGGAGUUUUGUGGCUGCUAGAGCAGGCUCUUUUUAUAGCCAGAUGGAUGCAAAGUGUGCUGAAGCUAUAGCAUUCCGGGAAGCAUUGAGCUGGAUUAAAGAAUAUAGUAUGUAUAAUGGUGUACUUUACUUGUUGUUAUUGUUACUAUUUUUAUUGUUCUUCCCGUUUAUUAUAGUGUUGAUUGACGAUGCAGUGACCACCUGUUUCUGCCAUAUUGAUAUGAUUGUACGGGAAUAUCCAGUACCUGUCUCAUGCGUAACGGCCCCUGAUUCUCUUCGUGCGUGUGUGGAUGGGUCUACAAGGCUGAAGGUGGGGCCUUCUUCCCGAUUCGGGGCUGAGCCGGGAGAUAGGAAUAAGGCUGAGUCCAAUGAGGGUCAUCCAGAGGUGCCAUGA